CAAAACUGUUCUUUUCGCAUUUCAUAAUCAAUUUUGCUGAAAAGUACUAUAAAAUACUAUAUGAUUGCACGAUAAACUUAAUAAUAACGAUAUAGAUUAAGAAAUAGUAAUAUAGAUGCCUUUUGUGAGUCGUACAUUACGCUCUUUUUUGAGUAAGUGGCCAGGACGACGUAAAUUUGGAUUCUAUAGUUUUUUACCAAUAUUCUUUGUAUUGGGUGCUGCGCUAGAAUUCUCUAUGAUAAAGUGGCAAGUCGGGGAAACGAACUUCUAUAAAGUUUACAAGCGUCGCCAAGCCAAAACCAUAGUUGAAGAAAAACUUGCCCUCGACAAUCCAAAUUUAAAACUAUAACUAUUACAAUGCCUGCCGGAGUAUCCUGGGGUCAAUACCUCAAAUUCAUGAGUGCAGCUUUACUGACAAUGUUUGCCGGUUCACAACUCGUACACAUGUACUACAGGCCCUUAGACGAUUUAGACAAAUACAUAGAG
Molecule: messenger RNA, 486 nt
Organism: Ctenocephalides felis (cat flea)
Lineage: Eukaryota; Metazoa; Arthropoda; Insecta; Siphonaptera; Pulicidae
Gene: sloth1
Product: small integral membrane protein 4
Exons: 2
Coding region: 116-349 (77 amino acids)
Source: RefSeq, a predicted model, not a curated record